Messenger RNA from Rhinocladiella mackenziei CBS 650.93, 690 nucleotides. RefSeq lists its product as uncharacterized. The record is from RefSeq and is a predicted model, not a curated record. Bases 1 to 690 code for a protein of 229 amino acids. Lineage: Eukaryota; Fungi; Ascomycota; Eurotiomycetes; Chaetothyriales; Herpotrichiellaceae. The transcript has 3 exons.
AUGCGGGUUUUUUCCCGUCUUGCCAUCAAGUACAAGCAGGAGCAUGGGAAAGUACCGGUCUUGAUAGUCGACAAUGCGAACCGACUCGCCCAGAGUCUGCCGAGGCUUCUUGACCGAUUUCAAGACUAUGCGAAGAAUGCUGCCGAUAAAGGAACAGCUGCCGUUGUGUUUGUGUCAAGUAAAGGCCGGGUACCACGUCGCAUGAUGGAGAGAAGUUCAUGGUCGAGAAGAGGGGAAAUCAUCGAAAUUGGUGAUGUGAGUAAAGAAGAAGCUCUACAGUACCUCAAACUCCGGAACAUCGAUAAGGAGCGGGCAGCGCAAAUUUAUCACCUCGUUGGUGGCCGCAUGAUACACCUCAAGUUUAUCGCAGACAAACUUGAGAGAAACGGCGCAUUUGAGGCUAUACGCCAGAUGAUAUUUUACGACGUUAAUGGACAACUCAUGUCCGCUCAAGUUCUCCCUGCACAUCGUUAUCACAAGGAGGGAGCGGUGAUUAUACGUGAGCUUUUAAAGAAGGGUUCCAUCUCGUCGAACGCCUUCUAUAAGCUAGUAGGUGCCGACACCGGGGAUAAGUUAUUGGAAGCAAACAUAUUCGCAUUCCACUUGAAUUCUCGAGAGAUCACCUUUCAGUCGACGGUGAUGAAACGGUUUUGCGAGGAAAAUUCGGCUCUCUGGCAAGGAAAUGAAUAA